Pygocentrus nattereri (red-bellied piranha) is the source of this 1005-nucleotide messenger RNA. It is a transcript of the gene selenof, whose product is annotated as selenoprotein F. Lineage: Eukaryota; Metazoa; Chordata; Actinopteri; Characiformes; Serrasalmidae. Gene Ontology annotation, molecular function: oxidoreductase activity. Gene Ontology annotation, cellular component: endoplasmic reticulum lumen. The record is from RefSeq and is a predicted model, not a curated record. The transcript has 5 exons.
UAGAGAGCGCGGACUGUGAGGAGGAAGCGGCGAUGGCGGCGGAGGUUUACUUACUCUGCUUAUUCCCUUUAUUACAAACGCUCUCGGCGUUUGGAGCGGAGCUUUCCUCCGAGGCCUGCAGGGAGCUGGGCUUCUCCAGCAAUCUCCUCUGCAGCUCCUGUGAUUUACUGGGCCAGUUCAGUCUGAACCAGCUGGAGCCAUUCUGCAGGCAGUGCUGUCAGCAAGAGGCCCAGCUCGAGUCCAGGAAGCUCUAUCCUGGAGCCAUCCUGGAGGUGUGUGGAUGAAAAUUGGGGAGGUUCCCUCAAGUCCAAGCUUUUGUCAGGAGCGACAAGCCAAAGAUGUUCAAGGGCCUUCAAAUUAAGUAUGUGCGAGGCUCGGACCCUGUGCUGAAGCUGCUGGACGAUAACGGGAACAUUGCUGAAGAGCUCAGCAUCCUCAAGUGGAACACCGACAGCGUGGAGGAAUUCCUCAGUGAAAAACUCGACCGCAUUUAGUGCCGGCGAUCGUGUCUUCUUUCUUCUUCUGUUUGUACACCGCCCAGAUUCCACGGAUGGACAUCAGUCUACUUAUUUAGCAUAUAAAUUGAGAUUGAAAUUUGCUUAUAGAUCAUGUAUGUGCAUAUUUUUGUGUGCGCACUCUCACCCAGAGAGGUUUCUCUCACCAUCAUGAAAUUGCUCCGGCCUUCUUGUUUCCUCGCUUCUCUUUUUUUCACUUCUCUUUUUGAAGCGAUCUAAGUCACUGAGGUCUUAGUGUUUUUAUACUGUACGUAUGUUGAUGAAUAGGUUUUCCUGAUGGUGCUGGUUCGGAGCUGUUCAGUGUUUUCCCCAGACGCCGCUGCUGGUCCUGAGCUGCACGUUAGUGAUGGCCCUGCAGUAAACCAGAGCCUGGAGUGCGAGGCCUGAAGUCUGUGCAGUUCUCCCAGCAUGCAGCAAUGGAGAAAUCCUGUGAGCUGCCUGGCCGGUGUCGGAAGGUCAUAUCUGUUCAAUAAACAUCUGUUUCAAAAGA